Molecule: messenger RNA, 657 nt
Organism: Zasmidium cellare ATCC 36951
Lineage: Eukaryota; Fungi; Ascomycota; Dothideomycetes; Mycosphaerellales; Mycosphaerellaceae
Exons: 2
Coding region: 1-657 (218 amino acids)
Source: RefSeq, a predicted model, not a curated record
AUGGCCGACGAACCGGAAUCGCGGCUACUGGGCCUGGCACCUGAACUUCGAAACCGUAUCUAUGACAUGGUCUUCGAGGACAACGAAGUCGACUGGAACAGCGCAACCAGUCCACCUCCAGGAUUGUUGCUGGCUUGCAAGCAGACCCACACCGAAGCUAUCGGCGCCUGCUACGAACUGUCGACUUUCACCUGCAAGGACUCAUGUUUUGCCAGAGAUCGGCUAUCAUGUCUUCCUGUCAAAUACAGCAACAUCAUCAAGAACGUGUGCCUUGGUGCAGCCGACGAGACAUGCAGUGGCGAAAUUUUCUUGCUUGAGGAGAAGGCAUUCAAGGCGCAGCUUUCGCUUCUGCGACUACAAAGCCUGGCGAAAAUCAAAGAGGACAAGGGAUUGAAGACGCCGGGUGCGAUUGGGGCUGUGGUGCGGGUCAAGACAUCCCUGGCGGGUGAUGAGAAAGUGAAGACCGAUGAGCCUUGGUGUCUAUUUGCUGGGAAGACAUUUCAACUGUCAGCCGAGCUUGUUGACCAGGACUUCAGGGACGAGUACGUGAACAUGCUGCGCUUCUUCAAGUACGACCAUCACAUGCCUAGUCGAUGUUGGACAUGGCUGUGGGGUGGAGAGCGGUGGAAUUGCAGAUGUCCUAUGAAGCCCCAGUGA